This is a messenger RNA of Agrilus planipennis (emerald ash borer), 2274 nucleotides long. Its product is annotated as homeobox protein Mohawk. Gene Ontology annotation, biological process: regulation of transcription by RNA polymerase II. The record is from RefSeq and is a predicted model, not a curated record. Bases 326 to 1459 code for a protein of 377 amino acids. NCBI's taxonomy places the organism in Eukaryota, Metazoa, Arthropoda, Insecta, Coleoptera, Buprestidae. The transcript has 5 exons. Gene Ontology annotation, molecular function: DNA-binding transcription factor activity, RNA polymerase II-specific; RNA polymerase II cis-regulatory region sequence-specific DNA binding.
GCGCAAGCGCUAGUUUCUCCUUUAUCAAGUGCUGUCAAAUGUCAGAGGUCGGAUUGUCACAAUUUCCUGUCAUAUCAAGAUAUUAAGCUAUAUUUUUGGCAUAUAAAGUUGUUUUGGAAACAUCAAGGUACAAAAUAAACCCCUACGUUCACGAAAAACCCUUCAGCAACAGUAUGUAUCAAAGUACCUAUUUUAUAUAUACGCUUUAAGGAUUUGUUUGUGUAUUUACAUUUUUCGACGCCUGUAGAAAUAUGUACGAGUUAUACUUUCAACUGUGAUAUAAUCUUCAGUUUUUAUUAGUAAUUACUUUAAAAAACGUACUAUUAUGGCUGGUGUGCAUCAAGAAAUAGUGGAUGCUGGUGAAUACCAAACUGAUAGUAGUGCUGAAGAGAACGAAUAUGCAUCUGAGCAUGAAAUAGAAAAUGAUAGUUUGGUUCAGUACAUCGAUGUCCCCUACACAAACCCUGUGGAAAGCACCAGAAGAAGAGGUCGUGGUCAUUUACCAAAAGACUCUGUGAAAAUUUUAAAGAAUUGGUUAUAUGAACAUAGGUUCAAUGCAUACCCUAGUGAAACUGAGAAGAUUAUUCUUUCACAAGAGACAAAUCUCACAGUGUUACAAGUCAGUAAUUGGUUCAUAAAUGCGAGGCGAAGAUAUUUACCAGAGAUGAUGCGUAGAGAAGGGUAUGAUCCUGAUUUGUUUACCAAUAGUAGAAGAGGCAAGAAACAAAGAGCUACCAGGAUUUCUCAUAGAGACAGAAAGCACAUUCGAUUGGAGCAUUCUUAUAACCAUGGACAAAUGGUUGAUUCUGAAGAUGAAAAUUAUGAAAGUACCAGUCCAAAGGAGGAGAAAUUUAAUCCAUGGCGAACUGAUAUUCACUAUGGAUUAACAAUAGAUGCUGCUCAUCCAGCAAACAGAAGAUCGGAUAACACGUUGGAAGAACAAUCAGAAGAUAUAAGCAACAGUAAUUCUUCCAUUAGCAACAUGCCACCUAGUUUUAUAGUUGUCAAGAGUGCGUCAGGAAAAAACGUGGUUUUAAAAGUAGUCCCCCACAUGAUUACAGACAACAUUGAGGGUAUAGAGAAGACACUGUUGGCGAAAAACAAAUCCAUCUUUGUUGAAGACGCGACCCAUAGCGGCGCAAUAAAAUUUGAAGGGAUAAACGAUAAUGUUUUGGAGGAGUCGUUAGUGGAAAAAGAAAUACGAAUAAUUAAAUCGGACGACAACGAUAACACUAACGAAAUAUCUGACGAGACAUUUUUAAGUGAAAAUUUGUUUGAUAACGGCAUCGUAGCGAGAUCGUUCGAGGAAGACGAGGGUUUUGUUAACGAGAUAACGAUAGAGGACUGUGGCACAGUGGAAGUUGCCGAGACCACGGUGGUCGAUUGCGUAAAACACGAAGAACUUCUGGAUGGCGAUGUCGCGAACUGCAUUGAGAUCAAAGACGAAAAUAGUAACUAACGUUACUCAAACGAAUAGGUCAGUCAAAUCAGUUGCUUUUUCAAAAAUGAUAAAUUGCAAAUUCACUCCGAGGGCCUUAUGCAAAUUAAUAAAAAAAAAUUACCUCUAUUAUCGCCUUUCUUAAUUUUAAACUUAGGUAAUCAAUUUAUUCCUGUGAAUAAAAACAUUUUAAUAUUUGUAUUAAAUCUUCCAUUUUUAUUAACUUAUUAAAUGGGAUUAGAUAAUUAUGUAUCUUGUACUUUUUUAAUACAAUUUUAACACCAUAAAUUAGCAAGAGUUAUUUAUAACAAAACUUGAAAAAAAUUAAAAAUGAAUCAUAAAUGAUUCUUGUGGGAUAAAAAAUUAAACCUAUUGUAAAAAAUAAAGUUACCUUUGUAUUAUAAGUUUUUAUUCCCAUCAUUAACUUUUUAUUAAUUUGCAUAAAUAACACGUUGUAUGCAAAUUAACUUGAUUUUUUUAAUAAAUCACUUUUUUGAUUUCUAUCAGUCUAAUUUGAUUGACCUAGUUUAACGUUGUAAAUAUUAUUAAAAAAACUAUGGACUGUUUGAGCGUUUCUUAAAGUUUACGUCUCCUUGUCGUUUUAUAUUUAUUAUAAUAAAUUAUGAUAGUGUGCUAGCUUAUCGGCGCACCGGUCCCUCCUAUACAUAAUAUUCUGUGCAUUAGUUAUAAUGUAUGUAUAUACGUUGUAGAACAAUUGUAUUUGUACAUUUAUGGGAAUAAUAAUGAAGUUAUUUUUUUUAGUAAGUUUAUUUAGAUUUUUGUGCACAAACACACGAUUGUUUCCCACCAAUCUGCUAGUAAAUUUUCUGCCAAUA